GCGUGAAGGGGCGGGACUCCGGCCUGCGCGUGCACAGUGAUAGGCGGGCGGUCCCUGGCCCUGCCCCGCGCAGGUGGUGGUCUGUCUGGGCCGCCCUUCAGCGACGCCUGCAGGGUCGGUGUGCUCGGCACGUGGGGCGGCGGCCAGGCUUCUCGGCGUGUGGGGCGCCUGGGUAUGGAGCGCGCUGCCCGGCCUCAUCGAUGGAGCCAGAGGAGCUGCGCCUGCUGGACGCGUUCGCCUACCUGAUGAUGCUCACGGGCUGCGUAUGCUUUGCCCUGCUCCUGCGCCUCUCGUCGCCCUACGGCCGCUACGCGUCACAGUGGCCCGGUCCGCGGGUGCCCGCGCGUGUCGCCUGGGCCCUGCAGGAGCUGCCGGCGCUGGCCUGGCCGCUGCUCGAGUGCACCUGCGCGUCCCCCCAGCGCCUCGACCGCCUUCCCAACCGCGUGCUGCUGGCCAUGUACCUCGUCCACUAUGUGCACAGGUCCCUGAUCUUCCCCUUCCUGAUCCGAGGAGGAAAGCCGAUGCCUCUUGUCACCUGUGUGUUAGCCUUCCUGUUCUGUACCUGUAAUGGCUACUUGCAGACCAGGUACCUGAGCUGGUAUGCGGUGUACGCCGAGGACUGGGUGACCCAGCCCUGCUUUCUAGCUGGUUUUGCCUUGUGGUUAACGGGCAUGCUGAUAAACAUCCAGUCAGAUCACAUCCUGAGGAACCUCCGAAAACCAGAGGAGACAGGAUACAAAAUACCAAGGGCCCAGCAACUGUGCGCUGUUCUAAGGAGCCCUGGCCAGAACUCUGGACACUGGUGUGCUGUCAUUGGUCAAGGCCGGAAGGGUGAAGUCACAGAAUCCAUAGAGGAGGAACGCCCAACGGGUGCAGAGACAAGGGGCCCAUCGGCAUUGCGUGAAGGCCAGAUAAAGCACCUGCAUGGGAGGCUUGUUCGAAUACAUAACUGCGGCCAACUACCUUGGGGAAGUUGUGGAGUGGUGCGGCUUUGCACUGGCCAGCUGCUCUCUGCAGAGUGGGGCUUUUGCGCUAUUCACAUUGACCGUUUUACUCCCCAGAGCAAAACAGCAUCACCGGUGGUACCUUGAGAAGUUUGAAGAUUAUCCAAAGUCUCGGAAAAUUUUAAUUCCAUUUUUGUAUUAAGUGUGUCAUCAUCAAGGAAAUGAUCUUCUACUGGAAGAUUCAGCUCUGUUUCUCUGGGUGUCAGGCCUAGAAGUGAGUCCUUCACAAGCACAUGGGACGAAGCAACAGGCUGCUGUUAGCAACAACAGCAGCUUCUCGGUAAAUAGGGCAGAUGGACUCAAAGUAAAGCAUAGUCCCCCUUCACCGAGGAGUCCAGUAAUUGUCUACACACCUGAGCAGCCCGUCCUUGGGUAUCCAGGUCCGAAAUAUUUCACCCAGAUUCCUUAGCCCCUUCAAGACCUACAGAAGCCUAAUUCCUUUCCCAGUGAGCUGCUGAUAUCUCUCUCCCUGGUGUAGCCAAUCUCCCAGCUAGCUGCCACUGUCUCUCUCUCCCAUUGUCUGCCCAUCCACACAUGGAUGUGAUAAACUCUGCUUUUCCCAGCUACCUGCUAGAAUCUCCUGAUUUUUAGUCUCUUUACUGGAAUAAACUUUACUUUCACAAG
This is a messenger RNA of Heterocephalus glaber (naked mole-rat), 1628 nucleotides long. RefSeq names its product steroid 5 alpha-reductase 1 (gene Srd5a1). The record is from RefSeq and is a predicted model, not a curated record. Gene Ontology annotation, molecular function: 3-oxo-5-alpha-steroid 4-dehydrogenase activity. NCBI's taxonomy places the organism in Eukaryota, Metazoa, Chordata, Mammalia, Rodentia, Bathyergidae. Gene Ontology annotation, biological process: steroid biosynthetic process. Gene Ontology annotation, cellular component: membrane.